Messenger RNA from Boleophthalmus pectinirostris (great blue-spotted mudskipper), 5978 nucleotides. RefSeq names its product androgen receptor-like. Gene Ontology annotation, molecular function: zinc ion binding; sequence-specific DNA binding; DNA-binding transcription factor activity. NCBI's taxonomy places the organism in Eukaryota, Metazoa, Chordata, Actinopteri, Gobiiformes, Gobiidae. Bases 490 to 2628 code for a protein of 712 amino acids. Gene Ontology annotation, biological process: regulation of DNA-templated transcription; male gonad development. The transcript is spliced from 8 exons. The record is from RefSeq and is a predicted model, not a curated record.
GCUCUUUUUCUUCUUUUCUGCAAGUCCUAGAAAUUGACCCAACUGAUUAAUUUUGGUAGGCCUAAUCAGAAGGCUAGAUUCCGCUCCAACGCACUGUUAUAGAAGCAUGGGAUUGUCAAACAAUGUGAAUGCGAAAUUAGACUUAAAAUCGGCUGGCACACCUAUUUCUGACUACGAGCUAAUAGGCCCGUUCUUCAUCCAAUAAAAAGAUGCGUUGUCAAACGCGCCAUUCUGCUCCUGGUUUAAUCCAUGCGAGCUUUAACAGACAGGCCUGAAUCAGAGCGAGUGCCGUGACUGAGAGGAUGCAAGUUUAGGAGGAGUUUAGAGAGUCUCCUGUUGCUCUUCUUCCUACGUCUUUUUUCUUUCCAAACGCUUUUCUCAUAUCCAGAGUAGGACUGUGCGCACGCUGACAAUCGCUGGGACCCGUGCAGAGACUUUGUUGUCCUGCUAAAGUUCGCCUGUUCUGACAAAGUAAACAGAUUCUGGGAAAUGAGCCAAACUAACCGGCAGUUAUCUUGUAGCGCAUUGUGGCCAAGAGGAGAAAAAAUAAAGGCAGACUGCGGAGUGCGCGCUCCCAGCAUGGCGCUGAAAACUGAAGAAAGUCGACUGUAUCUGAGCUCAAAGUCGAGGGGAAGCAGGUUCAGAGAGAGGGAGAAUACCGACACGGAUGGAUACGGAGCCAGGCAUGUCUCUGUGCGAACCUGUGACAUGGAAAAGCAGUGGUACCCGUCCCAAGCAGCUGCUGCGCCCCAAGACGACCUCCUGAAGCCGGAGUGUUCCUUUUCUGCCUGCGCCACUAUCUCAGAAACCGCCCGGGAGCUGUGCAACGCCGUGUCCGUGUCUCUGGGUCUCACCAUGGAGUCCAGUGGAGAUACCAGCGACGCAGAGCCUUCUCUGCUCCCGUGUACAGCUAGCGAACAGCGGAGCUCGGACUAUUUAUUCAACGGGCAGCAUGCUGUGGCUGACUACAGGUGUCAGGGUAAGCCAGUGAGCUACAAAACUUCUGAAAACACAGCUCAAAUGCACCACCUCGAUUCUUCACGGAUCCCGAGCAGCGAGUCAAACUUCUCCGUCUGUGAAUCUGGCAAUGACUUAACUUCUAAAGACACUCUGGAGAGUACGCUCGCCAUCCCGUGUCCAUAUGCGCCCAUCAUGCCCGAUAACUUCGGGCACAGAGCAAUAGAAAGAUCAUGCAGAGGUUACAAGUUCCCAGGCGAUGCCAGCAGCCGGGGCGGGUACCAGGCGGAGGACUAUGUCAGAGUCAAGUCUGAGGACAUGUGGGUCGGAUCCUACAGCUACAGCGACAAGACUCUGUGGACACCACGGCAGCGCACCGUGAGCACGCCGCACUCUGCAGCUGCAAACCCGGCUUUCCUUUGCAGCCCAGAGCAGUGGUACUCUGCUGGCGGAGUGUUCAGGACCACCUACCCCAGCUCCAGCUACAUGAAGCCCGAGGUGGGAGAGUGGCUGGACGUGGCAUACAACGAGACCAGGUUUGAAGGGAGCAGAGAGCAUAUGUUCCCCAUGGAGUUCUUCUUUCCCCCUCAGAGGACCUGCCUGAUCUGCUCCGAUGAGGCGUCUGGCUGCCACUAUGGGGCGCUCACCUGCGGGAGCUGCAAGGUUUUCUUCAAGAGGGCAGCAGAAGGCAAACAGAAGUACCUGUGUGCCAGUAAAAACGACUGUACGAUCGACAAACUCAGGAGGAAGAACUGUCCCUCAUGUCGCCUGAAGAAGUGUUUCGAGGCCGGGAUGACACUGGGAGCUCGUAAACUGAAGAAGAUUGGGCAGCAGAAGAGCACAGAGGAGGAGGGUUCAGGCCAGGACACAGCUGAAAACCUACCCAACAUCUCGCCCAAGUCUGACCUGAGCUUCAGUUCUCAGAUGGUCUUCGUGAACAUCCUGGAGUCCAUCGAACCGGAGGUGGUGAACGCUGGGCAUGAUUGUGGACAGCCUGACUCGGCAGCGUCGCUCUUGACUAGCCUGAACGAGCUCGGAGAGAGGCAGCUGGUCAAAGUAGUGAAGUGGGCCAAAGGGCUGCCAGGCUUCAGAAACCUGCACGUAGAUGACCAGAUGACUGUGAUCCAACAGUCGUGGAUGGGGGUCAUGGUAUUUGCUUUGGGCUGGAGGUCCUACAAGAACGCUAAUGGCCGGAUGCUUUACUUCGCUCCAGAUCUGAUUUUCAAUGAACACCGGAUGCACAUCUCCAGUAUGUACGAGCAUUGUAUCCGCAUGAGGCACAUGUCCCAGGAGUUUGUGCUGCUGCAGAUCACUCAGGAGGAAUUUCUGUGCAUGAAGGCCCUGCUCCUCUUCAGCAUCAUUCCUGUGGAGGGCUUGAAGAGUCAGAAAUACUUUGAUGAGCUGCGUCUCACCUACAUCAACGAACUUGACCGAGUCAUUAACUAUCAAAUGUCCAACAACUGUUCUCAGCGCUUCUACCAGCUCACACGCCUCCUCGACUCCCUGCAGAUGACGGUGAAGAAGCUGCACCAGUUCACCUUUGACCUUUUCGUUCAGGCGCAGUCGCUACCCACAAAGGUCAGCUUCCCGGAGAUGAUCGGAGAGAUCAUCUCCGUACAUGUACCAAAGAUCUUGGCAGGUUUGGCCAAGCCGAUCUUAUUUCAUGAGUAGAGGAACUCUGUUAUCAUCUGAAGUGACUCAUCCUUCGUAAACUUUAAUGACGGCUUUGUACUGUUUGCUACAUCUUCAAUCUAAUCGCUCUGAGUGUUGUUUUGCAAUUAUUCCAGUGCUCUUUUCCAUUUGGCCAUAAUUGAGAUGGUUUGUUUAAGCUUUUAUCUGAAGUGCUGCGAGGCCUCACCUGCUCCCACUGAAGUUGGAGACACACUUCACUGUACACAGUAACCUGCCCACUGUCAGCAAGGUUAAACACAUGGCUGCCAUUUAAAACACAUUUGUCAAAUCACAUCAUCUUUUAAAUAAUAAGGACAGGCCAGGACAGUUCAGACACAGAUCUACAGUAUAUGUUUGAUAUAACUGCUGCCUUCUGGUGCUCUUUUUAGGCGACAUUUAACAACAAUGCAAAAACAUUUAACAACAAUAUGUGAUUGUUAUGAGUCCUCCUUAUAUCCACGCUUGGGCUGGAGAAGCAAACAACUGCUUCUCUCUGGGUUUGAGUUCUCAUUUAACUCUCAUAUAUUAUACAUUCUGACCUGUAAAUAACUUUAUUAUCAGUGGUGGAUCUUAUAAAACCUUUUUAGAUUCAUUUGUAUUGUACAUAUAGUUGAUGUCCGGUUACUUUUAUUUAGGAUAUAAGCUGUGCAUAGGCUUCUUGUCAUAUUUACUCUUAUUCAUCUUGAAAUCACUAUUAAAUGUUGGGACUUGAACAAUCAAAACAUUAACCACAGAGGAGGCAGCAUUUACAGUUUAUUAAACGUUAUCAAUAAAGUUUUUCAAGAUGCAACAUGUGUCAAAAGGAAGUGGGUGGAGCCUUGUAGCAGCCAUACAACUAAAACCUCACAUUGUAUCUUCUGACUUGGUUUAUUCUGUUAUAUUCAGUGUAAUUGUCUGGUAUUCAUGCUAAGCCAUGUAUGAUUGUAAUCAGGAUUUCAAAUAUGACUAGAUCAAGUGCUUCGUCUUCAACACGAUUUGCCUUUAAAGUUCUCCCUGUUGGACUGAGCCAGAGACACAUGCUUACUGAUCCAAACAACACACACAUUGCACUGGCAUACAUGAAGAAUUAUUGUAGUUUACACAAAUUGAGCGUAACAUUAUAACCACUGGCUUCUAUGUUGAAUCUAUUCUCUAAUUGUAUUUAUGGCAAGAUAUUGUCCAAUGUUCACCUAAAGAUGUCUCAUUAUUUAAUUUUAUCUACUUGGAUCAAUAGAUUUAUAGGGGAUAUUGUAACUUCAGAUGCAAUGAUAUUUAAAUAUGUAUUUUACACCCUUCAAAGAUGGACUUGUGUACAACAAUAUAUUCAGUUUUGUACUUACCAAAAUUUUAAAAGAUCAUGCAGAAGGAUUUGUUGACAUCUAAUUUCAUUAAUUUGUAACAUUUUUUACUCUAAUCCUAAAUCAUCCUCUGUAGUUUUUGUCAACAAAAUGAAGCAAGAAAUUAAAAUUUGAUUUGAAUAAAUCUAUUCAUUCAUAUUGCAUUUAUUUUCCAAAUAAAAUUAAUUGUUUCUAUAUAAUAACAUACCAUGAUAAUAAUUUUUUUUCUCUUAUAUUUAUGUAAACAAACUUUAGAAGACGUUAAUAUUGUUAUCUCUCAUCACCUGCAGUUUUUUGCCUUAAUUCAACACAGACUCUACUGCAGCCACCACAAAUAAUAGGCUAGGGGCCAUAAUGUUAUGCUUCGUAAAGUUAAGCUCACUCUAGGUAUAAUUUAGGUGCUCAGUUAGUUAAAGCAACAAAAUAUAAGACAACUCAAAUUAACAUAUUUAGUAUUUGUACAUUCUCUUAUAGUGCUUUCUGGUGAUUUAGAUGUAACACUUUUAGACCAGGGGUGAGCAUUUUCUUGGUCCGGUGCCUUGAAUUAUAUAUUUCAUGUGUUUUUGCAUUUGUCGUUCUGGUGAUUCAACCUGAGAAAUUCAAAGCUGUUUAGACAAAAGAUGAAUUGAUGAUGGCUAUACUGUGCUAAUCGCACAGUAUAGCCAAGCGGUGUUGAUGGAGUCAUGGCUUUGGGAGGGAAAAAUAGAGAGAGGUGCUUUGAGAAGGGAUGCAGUGCGCUUUGGCUGCCAAGGGACUUAGAUUAGGGCAGCCCCUCUGUGCCAACGGGACCCAUCCUGCCAACUCUAGGACUGGAACAACUUCAGUGUAAAACAUUUUGAGUGAAGCAGCCAAAAGUGAAGAAAUCUGAGGAAUGCUUCACAGAUACCAACAAAAAUGGACAAAUCUUUUGGGUUUCAUUUAAAAUUGUAAUAUUUUAUUUAAUCAGGAAAACUUGAGGCAUGUGCAUACAAACUUGGACAACCACGGGACUGUCUUUUGUACAUUAGCAAAAAAUAAGAACAACAAAAAUCUGCAGCUUGUUUAGUAUCAUACUUGGAUGUGUCUAUCUCCUCGUGACAAAGCCAAGCUAGUGUUAGUAGUUAGUAGUUGCAUGCAUUGUGCUUGUUUUAACUCUGUGUGUACUGAUAACUGCAUGGACACCAUUUUACUCUUUAUACAGGACAGGAGUAUUGUCAUUUGUUUGAGGCAGAUGUUUUGUGGGAGACUGUUAUGGUCAGUGAUUCUCAAACUGUGGUCUAUGUACAGCUGGUCUUAAGCAACAGUGUGAACUGCUCUGGCCAAUACUUAACUAUUAUUAAGAUUUGUCCUUUCAUACCAGAUUCAUCUGUAUUCAGAUCAACUCAAAGUUAUGUUUAGUGUUUUAGUAUUGUAAUGUUUUCAUAGGGGUUUGUGCAUUCACCGUUCAGUGCUUUUUGGACCUGUACUUGUUGUAACAAAAAGUAAAAAAUGUGAGAUGUAAACAAAAGUAUGAGAACCACUGAUCCAACAGAUGCUUCUUGUAUCACUGUAAAAUCAGACUGAAAUCAUUAUCCAUGAACAUACCGAAAAAAUGUUAAAUCAAUCAACAGAUGCAAUGUUUAAUGUGAAAUCCAUUGUACAAAUCUCGAAUGCCUUUGCCUUUUUGCAUUCCCUAAUUGCACUAGAAAUGGCUGUUCAACUUUUAAAUGAAUGCUUUUUGAUGCUGUUGUAUUUUUAUGCAUUGCACUGGGACACCAUUUGGACAACAUGUCCAGCUGCCCUUUUGUGCCUGGUGAACUGCAUAUCAGCUGCCGUAUAGCUGUAUAUAUUGAUCAGUGUCUAUUUUGAUGUCCAAACUUGACUUUCAAAGACAUUUCUUGUAUGAUUUCUAUCUUUGUGACUUGUGUCUUUUACAAUGUUUUUUAAGGUGUAAAAGCUGCAUCAUCUUUUAAACACAAUAAAGGUGAACUUCUUUAAUCUGAGUUUUACUGAGGGACUCUAUGAGUGAAUAUCAGCUCUGUGGUCAUAAUAAAGGAAUUUCUUGUGAUCCUGUAA